AUGUCUGGUGACCCAUACGACCAACCCGGAAGCAACUUUUCCUUUGUGAUUCUCUCGCCGCAAGAUAUCUCCGAAUGGAUCGCAAGCUACGAUGUGUCUAUUUCCGUAGAGGAACUUGCCAAGCCAACACCGCAGACGGUAGAAAUGGUGUAUACGGUGUUGAUCGAGCUGUACAAGAAUAUUUCGACCGAGGAUCAGGAAAAUACGAAGCUGAGGAUGCUGGAGCACCAGGAGAACCAGGAGCUAUACGGCGAUAUAUUCUACUUCCACAUCCUAUACCACCACCUUACCCGAAUGGCGGAAAUAGCCAACGUAUCGCUCACUUUCCAAGACCUCACCCGCCCCGAACCGCGCCGCACAAUCCGCAUCAUCUCUGGCCUGAUCAACCUCGUCAAUGAACAGAGUUUUGAAAGACGGGAGCGGGCGAAAUGGGAAAGGGCUCAGGCCGAGGGUCGGUUGAAGAGUACAAGUGAGUUGGAGGUUGCGUAUUUUCUUCUGGCUUUGUCGCCUGUUGAUCAAGGUGGAUGUGUUGGUAGGGAUGAGAGGGCCAGUGAGCAGCCCGAGGUGGACCAGCUGAGGGAUAGGAUACUGGAGGUCAAGAAUGAGCUUCCUGGGUUGCAGAAGGGGUACCAGAAAGCAAAUGAAGCUAGGACUGCAUUGAAGAAGGAACAGCUUGCGUUGGUUCAGCGGGUGCAAAAACUAAACGAAAUGAUUAUUGCCAAAUCCGAACGCAACGAUGAAUUGCGCGCGAGACUGGUCGACGACCCCGAGUUGUUCCAAAAGAAUAUCCGGGAAGCGACCGAGUCGCUGAACAAUAUUCGUCAGUUGGUCGCGACGGAGGAAGCCAAGUCGAGGGACCUAAAGACGAGAUUGGAUUGGCUGGGAAGUGUCGAGACUGACGUGGCGCUUGCUACCGAGGUUAGCAAGACCGUUGUAGCCGAACGGGCCAGGUGGACAGAAGCGGACAAGGCGCUGCGAGAGAUCGAGUUGGAUUUGAACAAGCGGCAUCUUUCUCGUCAACUGGAGCAUACAACGGAGAAAUACACUCGUGCCCAGCGACAUGGUGAAGAAUCGCGGGUCCAGGCCGAGGCGACGGCCCAACAACUUCGAGAGGCCUAUGACCAGGGACUGAAAGAACGAAGCGCGACGAGCGAAAAGGCAGAGGAAGUAAGGAGAAUGGUUGCAGAGGUCGAAGCGCAGAUUAUCGGAUACGUUGCCGAAGAAGAAAGACUAUUGAACGAAAUGAUCACCACGUACUCGACAUUCCGUGACCGAACCGAACAUUAUAUUGAUAACCUGACGAAACGACUGAGUCUGAGAACUGCUGGACAGCAGGCUUCCUAA
Messenger RNA from Rhizoctonia solani, 1344 nucleotides. Its product is annotated as kinetochore protein NUF2. Gene Ontology annotation, cellular component: Ndc80 complex; kinetochore. Gene Ontology annotation, molecular function: protein-containing complex binding. Gene Ontology annotation, biological process: attachment of mitotic spindle microtubules to kinetochore; mitotic spindle organization; kinetochore organization. Bases 1 to 1344 code for a protein of 447 amino acids. NCBI's taxonomy places the organism in Eukaryota, Fungi, Basidiomycota, Agaricomycetes, Cantharellales, Ceratobasidiaceae. The transcript has 10 exons. The record is from RefSeq and is a predicted model, not a curated record.